GCGUGAUAUGUAGGACACGGUGUGACUAUCUCACGUGAAUGACAUGCCCCUUAUCAGGAAGUUGAAUGAUCUCCCAUCCCCGUCUCCACCCAAUUAACUACUCUUACCAUUCCUCAGUAACUCUCCAUUAUUACCUUACUUCUGGGAUGUGUGAAUACCUUUUCUGCUAGCAGCGGCCAGGCUAUAAAACAAAGUCAGUCCUCGUAACGGAACUGCCGGACUUCCCGUCGAUUUAACUCUAUCUGCAAACUACCUGAAGCUUUGUUAUACACCUCGUACUCCGUUAAUGAUUGCAAUGCCUUCAUCAACAGAAACUUGCGCGGGUCUCCGUUCUCCGGACCCCCAGACUCAUAAAAAAUGACAUUCAAACAGAUGCGAGAACAGAGGAUCCCUCUCGAAGAUUAUGUCUCUAGGAUCACCUCUUCUCACUAAUGAGCGCACCCCUCUGCUCGCGGGCUCCUUGGCGGAAAAUGGUCUCAACGACAAUCGUGUAGCUGACAAUGCCUCCCUUGUUGCUCGUACAUCGGAACCGCCGCAAUAUGUGUAUGACAAGCCGACUUCCUCUCUCGCCCCAGUGUUCGUUCCAAUGGCUAUUGGUGUUUUUCUAGCUGCUAUGGAUGGUUCUAUCGUUGUAUCAUCUUCCGCUGCUAUUGGGAGUGAGCUCAAACAGCUACAAAACGCCAGUUGGGUAGCUACCGGAUACAUGCUUUCUAUGACAAGUUUCCAGCCUCUAUAUGGUAAAUUUAGCGACAUUUUCGGUCGUAAGGCCUGUUUACUGUUCGCCUAUACUGUUUUUGCCACCGGAUGCCUUCUAUGUGGAUUCUCUCGAAAUAUGAGUCAACUUAUCGCGGCUCGAGCCAUUGCUGGAGUUGGAGGCGCAGGGAUGACAACUCUAGUCAGCAUUAUCAUGUCCGACAUUGUCCCCUUGCGUUCUCGUGGAACUUGGCAAGGAAUAAUCAAUAUCGUUUUUCAAUCUGGCUCUGCCAUUGGCGCUCCCUUAGGAGGGUAUCUAGCCGACAACUUUGGAUGGCGUUGGGCGUUCAUCGUACAAGUUCCCAUCACUCUACUCGCAAUCAUUUUUGUGUCUAUCUCACUGCACUUGCCCCAUCAUGAUGGCUCCGAUUUGCGGGCCAAACUCAAACGUAUCGAUGUUGGAGGAUCCAUUGCCCUUGUUGCAACUGUCUUCUUCCUUCUUUUUGGACUGGACCGAGGCGGAAAUCUGUCUUGGGGAGACAAUCUCACGAUGUCCUCCCUCAUUGCCUGCGUCAUUUCAUUGAUUAUCUUCCUCAUAAUUGAAACAAAAAUUGCACCAGAGCCGUUAGCUCCUCAACGAAUAAUCACCAAGAACUCCCUUUUUGUGACCUAUCUGUCCAAUUUCUUCCCAAUGGCUUCAGGAAUGUCAAUGCUGUUCCAUGUGUCAUUAUACUUUCAAGCUGUCGAAGGGAAAAACGCAGCGCAAUCUGGUUUGCUUCUACUGCCAGAUGCUGCUGGAAGCUUGACGGGCUCUCUUUUGGGUGGCUUGCUCGUCCAGUUGUCUGGAACAUAUUACCUUCUGACCGUGGCCGGAUUCAUCGUCCUAGUAGCGGGAAGAGUAGUGGCGACUUUGAUGACCGGUGUGAUAUUCCGAUCAGCGUUAGGUGUUGGCGUUGGGAUUCUGGUGGCAGCAAUCGGAAAUGGCGUAUCCAUCACUACUAGUUUGGUGGCACUCAUUGCCAAUGCUGGCCCAGCAGAUCAGGCAGCUGCGACUGCUGCAUCCUAUUUGUUCCGUUCGUUGGGUAUCGUGGUCGGGCUGUCGGUAGCCAGUAGCUUAGUUCAGGUCACGUUGCGCAAAGAAUUGCGACGCCACCUCGAAGGGCAUGAUAUCGAUGAGAUUGUUCGACAAGUGCGCAGAUCGCUGGAUUACAUAGAUCAAUUGAACCCUUCGAUGCGUACGGUGGUCCGAGAUUCAUACGAGAAAGCAAUCCAUGUUACCUUGUGGUUUUCUGUCUCCAUGACAGUGUGCGCUGCGGUUUGCUCCUUGUUUAUCAAAGUGAAGCCCUUGAUCAAACACAGUUGAAGGCUUUUUGACGUAGUCUAUGAUCAGAUCAGUAGGGUAGUAACGCGGCGCAAGUAUGUACAUGGACGUGUAG
Molecule: messenger RNA, 2129 nt
Organism: Lentinula edodes (shiitake mushroom)
Lineage: Eukaryota; Fungi; Basidiomycota; Agaricomycetes; Agaricales; Omphalotaceae
Product: MFS general substrate transporter
Exons: 12
Coding region: 404-2056 (550 amino acids)
Biological process (GO): transmembrane transport; basic amino acid transport
Cellular component (GO): fungal-type vacuole membrane
Molecular function (GO): basic amino acid transmembrane transporter activity
Source: RefSeq, a predicted model, not a curated record